UGUGUAAAAACUAAAUCCGUAAAGUGGUUUUAAAGUUUUUAUUAAAAUAUAUCGAUAUUUAUUAACCUAUCGCAAGCAGUGUGACCUUCGUAUUGACGGCGAAGUACCAAUAAAUGCCAUUUUCUAGCGCCUAAUUUUGCGAGGUUAAAAUUUCGCGACCGGCUGUAAUUGUCCCAGAAAAGAAAGAAAAUAACAUUAAUAGAAAUAUAUAUAUAACCGACCAUGACCGCAACCACCUUCAACUUCGCUAGCAUGGCAGCCCAGCUGGGCGAGGAACAAGGAAUUUCAUUCCAGGACAAAUCGCUCACCUGGAACACGGCAAAAGAUGUCCAGGAUGUAGUGGACGCCUUAAACAAGCAGACAACAGUGCACUACCUCAAUCUGGAUGGCAACACACUUGGAGUGGAGGCGGCCGAGGCGAUUGGUGAGGCAUUAAAAAAGCACCCGGAAUUCCGUAAGGCGCUGUGGAAGAACCUCUUCACAAGGCGCCUCAAAACCGAGAUCCCGCUUGCUCUGAACCACCUAGGAGCGGGUCUGAUUGCGGCCGGGGCCAAGCUCACAGUUCUUGACCUUAGCGACAAUGCAUUGGGCCCGAACGGCAUGCGUGGCCUGGAGGAAUUUUUGCGAUCGCCUGUAUGCUAUUCCCUUCAGGAGUUGCAUCUUUUCAACUGCGGACUGGGUCCCGAGGGCGGUACUAUGCUGUCCAAGGCACUUAUCGACCUCCACGACAAUGCCCAGAAGGCGGGAUCGCCUCUGCAGUUACGUGUCUUUAUUGGCGGUCGGAAUCGACUCGAGAACACGGGAGCCAAGGCAAUGUCGAAUGCAUUCCGAACACUAAAGACCUUGGAAGAAAUAGUUCUGCUUCAGAACUCUAUAUUUUACCAGGGUAUUAUAUCCCUGGCCGAGUCCUUCAAGGAGAACGUUCACCUGCGCGUGCUCAACUUAAAUGAUAAUAUCCUGCGUCCCAAGGGAGCGGCUAAACUCGCCGAAGUACUGCCAUAUUUAACUAUGCUGCGUGAAAUAAACUUUGGCGACUGCUUGAUGAAGACGAAUGGCGCCUACCAUUUAGGUGAAGCCCUGGAAGCCUCUAACGAACAACUGGAGUCCAUCGACUUGAGUUUCAAUGAGAUCAACAGCGACGGCGGCCUGGUACUGGUGGGCGCCAUGAAGAACAAACCGAAACUCCGAUACCUAAACCUGGAUGGCAAUUGCUUUCGAAGCGAUGGCUGCGAACAGGUAAUUGCGGAAAUGUCCAAGUUGCCGAACGCUAAGGCCCUGCAACCGUUCGAGGAAGACAACUCCACAGAUGAAGAGGAAGACGACGACGACGAGGAGGAAGGCGAGGGCGAAGGCGAAGCCGGCGAACUGGAAGAAGAUUACGAUGAGGAAGAGGAGGAGGAAACCGAUGAUCACGAUCAUGGCAAUGACACCACCGAAGAAGCCGAUGAAAACGAAGAGGAUUAUGCCGAGGAAACGGCAUACGUCACCAGUAGCGCCUUCACAACCAAGCUCUUUAACGAGACAACGAACUCGAAGGCAGGCGAUACUUUUGCCAUCAACAAGACUAUCAGCAACAAAUGCUCGCCAGAGGAAUUCGUUCUCAGCCAAAAGCCCUGUUCACAGAAAGAUUUUGACGCGCUAGACGAGGAAAACAAACUGCAAGCCCUUAAAGGCAUUAUUAAUCAAUUCACUGAUGAUAAUCACUUGCUGCUGCUCGUCUUCACCACCCUAAAGUGUGCCCAUCUGGCGCAGUCUUCGAAACCAGCCCUAGAACUGGCCGAGUCCCUAUACCAAGCAACCUUCGAUUAUGCCAUAAAAACUAAGCAGGAGAAGCGCGUGCUUAACUAUGUCCUCAAACAGUUGGAGCUAUUGCGAUCCGAGGAGUCCUUCAAGUCGGAGUACAACGUGAAGAGCUGCCGUUAUGCUCUGAGCGAGGUCCUCAAGAAGCCGCAGUUCGCCAACGACAACAUAAAGAAUACAUUUAAAAUCUUUCUCGAAAAUAAUGAUAUCUAGGCUAUGCAACCGCAUCCAAGCCGCUCCAAAGAGAUUGUUUAUAUAAAAAACGUUCCAAAUCUUGGCUUUUUUGGUGAAGAAUAUAAAUAUAUUUAAAAUCAA
Drosophila ananassae is the source of this 2115-nucleotide messenger RNA. RefSeq names its product ran GTPase-activating protein (gene RanGAP). Lineage: Eukaryota; Metazoa; Arthropoda; Insecta; Diptera; Drosophilidae. Gene Ontology annotation, cellular component: perinuclear region of cytoplasm; nucleus; cytosol. The transcript has 5 exons. Gene Ontology annotation, biological process: nucleocytoplasmic transport; activation of GTPase activity; signal transduction. Bases 223 to 2013 code for a protein of 596 amino acids. The record is from RefSeq and is a predicted model, not a curated record. Gene Ontology annotation, molecular function: GTPase activator activity; small GTPase binding.